Messenger RNA from Cannabis sativa, 2651 nucleotides. Its product is annotated as putative cyclin-B3-1. The coding region runs from base 34 to 2265 and encodes 743 amino acids. Gene Ontology annotation, molecular function: cyclin-dependent protein serine/threonine kinase regulator activity. The record is from RefSeq and is a predicted model, not a curated record. The transcript has 24 exons. Gene Ontology annotation, biological process: regulation of cyclin-dependent protein serine/threonine kinase activity; mitotic cell cycle phase transition. Gene Ontology annotation, cellular component: cytoplasm; cyclin-dependent protein kinase holoenzyme complex; centrosome. NCBI's taxonomy places the organism in Eukaryota, Viridiplantae, Streptophyta, Magnoliopsida, Rosales, Cannabaceae.
AAAAAAAAACCCACUAAACCCUUCCUUCCAACUAUGAAGCAAAAUCUACUGAAGAAGAAAGCUAUGGAGGUUGACAAGGUAUCUCAAACCUCCUUCGAUUUUCUUUCUUCCUUUCCUUCUUUGUUUCUUUGUUUCCUUUUUUCGAAAUUUACGGAAUUUCCUUUUGAUUUGAAACCAAAGGCAAAACUCCUCACUGUUCCGAGCGUACUGGGCAGAGCCGGUACAAGAAAUUUUAAGGUCUAUACGGAAAAGGAAUUUUCUGAGGUUGAUUCUCGUACUAGAAAAUCUAUACCAGUUACCAAAGGGUCUACUUUGGCCAGUACGAGUUCUCAGAAGGCGGUUUUGACAAGUGUGGAGACGAACAAAGGGAAAAAUGAUAGUUUUGGAAAAGCAAAGUUUGGAAGAAGACCAUUGGCAGAUGUCAGUAAUGUUAACAACAUAUCUUCAAAGAAUUUGGUGUGCAAUAGCUCUAAACCUUCGAAAUUUAUGCCAGCCACCAGAGGAUCUACUUUCGCCAAUACAAGCUCUCAAAAGGCUGUUUUGAAAAGUAAGGAGACGAGCAAAGGGAAAAACGAUACUUCUGAAAAAUCAAAUUUGGGAAGAAGACCAUUGACAGAUGCCAGCAUUACUAACAGCACAUCUUCGAGGAGUCUGUUGCGAAAUAGCUCCAAACCCUCAGUAUCAGCUACUGUGGGCUCUAGGACUGUAAAUGUAUCAUCAAGGAAAUCAUUUCAGGGAGGUAUUAGUCAAGGUGAUCCUGGUUAUCAUACUUCAAAGAAAGUGCUUGUUAAAGAUUUGAAGGUUCCCUCUGGUUACCAAAGGAUCAAAGUCACUGGACAGGCUCAUGGAUCUCUUGUUGAUUUAAAUGGCAGGAGAACAACAAGGACUUCACUCAUACCAACAAGGAAGUCUUUUCCUGUUUUAAAGAGGGAGGACCCAACAAAUAUCCUCAAGGGAAAUCCUGGAAGUUCUGGAAAAAUAAACGAAAUUAAGGUCAAAGUUGGUGGGAAAGUAGUGCCCCGAGUAAGCAAUGGAAGGACCCAUCAUUGGAAGAAUCGAGUGAGUGACAACUUUGUAAUAAUGGGUCAAAGUACUGUGGAUUCUCGUACAUUGUCAAGAAAAUCUAUUAGGCCAAGUGUGAAGGGUGCUCUAAAGACUUCUGAUGACAAAAGGAAUACAAGACCCAACAUCACAAGGAAUCUAGAAAAAGUUGUAACUAUCGCUACAGCUGCAUCAAAGAACAUGGAGAGUGUAGCUUCUUCUCCUUCAAAAAAUAUAACACAAGAACCCACCCAUGUACAGCUUCCAUCUGAUGUCGAUAGCAAACCAAGUACAUCAGAUGUUACUAUUACAAAGAAAGUUCCACGUCGAAGAAAAUCCUACACAUCUUCGUUAAUGGAAGGAUCAAAGCUAAUAGAAGAGCAACAUGAUGUUCUUAAGCAAGAAAGGCUACCAGACCUGGAUGAUGAGAGAAAUCAGCUAGAAGUUGCAGACUAUGUUGAUGACAUAUAUCAGUAUUAUUGGGUUAUUGAGGCGCAAAAUCCACCCCCAGCAAAUUACAUGUCAAUUCAAAUAGAAAUUACACCUCAUAUGCGGGCUGUAUUGAUCAAUUGGUUAAUUGAAGUACACCUUAAAUUUGAUUUAAUGCAAGAAACACUUUAUCUCACGAUUACGUUGUUAGAUCGUUAUCUUUCUCAAGUGGCAAUAAAGAAGAAUGAAAUGCAGUUGGUUGGCCUUACAGCACUUCUACUUGCAUCAAAGUAUGAGGACUCAUGGCAAUGGAUUCCAAGGGUAAAAGACUUGCUUAGCAUAUCAGCUGAAUCAUACACAAGGGAGCAGAUGCUUGGAAUGGAGAAGCUUAUUCUUAAGAAAUUAAAGUUUCGCUUAAAUACACCAACUCCGUAUGUCUUCAUGCUAAGGUUUCUCAAGGCUGCACAGUCUGAUGCGAAGCUUGAACACUUGGCUUUCUACCUCAUUGAAUUGUGUUUGGUUGAAUAUGAAGCUUUAAUGUUCAAGCCCUCACUGCUGUGUGCAUCGGCUAUCUAUGUUGCACGAUGUACCUUAAAAAUGGCUCCUCAUUGGACUCCAUUACUUUGCCAACAUGCACACUACGAAGUGUCACAAUUAAGAGAGUGUUCGGAGAUGUUGUUACAAUUUCAAAAAGCUGCUAGACUUGGACAGUUACAGGUCAUUUACGAGAAGUACACAAGACCCGAACGGAGUGGUGUUGCAGCUCUUAAACCAUUGGAUAAGCUUCCUCUCUGAUUUCGCUCACGGUAAAGUUUGCUCUUAAUUUGUCAUUGAAACAUGUUAUGAUGUUAGAAAACUGUGGGCUCGGAGCGUUUGUGAAUCUGACAUUCGACGUAAUCACUCUUCGGCUCUGUCUUGCAGCUACUUCUAUUCUUGUUUGAGUUUGUGUGUGACUUUAUAGAUGUGUGAGUACAUUGCAUCUUGCAAACCACUCUUGUUGUUUGUGUGUGAAUUUAGUGCUCUGCAUAUGUAUAUAUAUACAUUAUAUAUGAUUGAUUUUACCUGUACUAGGGAGCUAACAAAUUUCUGAUUCAUUGCUUGGUCAUUUUGUAUGCCACUUCUGAAUUUCUGGCUUGUUUUAUUGCCAUUAUUCAAUAUGCAAUGAAAGAUCAUUACAUCAA